Messenger RNA from Sturnus vulgaris (Common starling), 2060 nucleotides. The record is from RefSeq and is a predicted model, not a curated record. NCBI's taxonomy places the organism in Eukaryota, Metazoa, Chordata, Aves, Passeriformes, Sturnidae.
CCAGGACCCCCCCGCGAUGCGGCUGCGGCUCAGGAACAUUUUCCUCGUUUAUUUCGCGGUGUCGCUCGUGGGGCUCUUCUGUGCCCUGCGCGAGCUCGGUGAGGGCCGGGGGCGCCUUUGGGGGGGGACCGAGCGGCGCCGGGGCCGCUCCGGGGGGGCCCCGGGGGGGGAGGGGGCGGCGCUGCCCCCGAUCUACGUGGUGACCCCGACGUACGCCAGGCCGGUGCAGAAGGCGGAACUCGUGCGCCUCUCGCAGACGCUGCUCCACGUCCCCGCCCUGCACUGGGUGGUGGUCGAGGACGCCGCCGCCCCCUCGGCUCUGGUCGGGGGGGUCCUGGCAUCUUCGGGGGUCUCCUUCACUCACCUGAACGCCGAGACCCCCCCCGAUCUGCGGGGGGGUCCCGGGGCCCCGUCGUGGCUGUUCCCGAGGGGGGCGGAGCAGCGGAACCGAGCCCUGCGCUGGCUGCGGGACACGCGGCGCAGGGACGAGCCCGGCGUGGUUUAUUUCGCUGACGAUGACAACACCUACAGCCUGCGGCUCUUCGAGGAGAUGCGCAGCACCCGCGGUGUCUCAGUGUGGCCCGUGGGGUUGGUGGGGGGGCUGCGCUUGGAGCGGCCGCUCGUGGUCGGGGGUCGCGUCGUUGGUUUCCACACGGGCUGGCGGCCCGAGCGCCCCUUCCCCCUGGACAUGGCCGGGUUUGCCGUGGGGCUGCGGCUGCUGCUCGCCCACCCCCGGGCCCGCUUCGACCCCCGAGCCGAGAGGGGGUUCCUGGAGAGCUCCUUCCUGGGGGGGCUGGUGACCCCCGCCCAGCUGGAUUACGGUUACCGGGGCCGGGACUCGCGCUCCAACCUGCACGUGCUGGGCUCGGGGGAGCUCGUUUACUUCAUCGCCUGCGUGGUGGUGCUGCUGCAGCUGCCAGCGCGGCGCCAGCGCCACUACCUGCGCCACAGCGACUGCGUGCGCUGCCUGGCCGUGCACCCCGACCGGCUCCGCGUGGCCACCGGGCAGGCGGCCGGAGUGGACAAGGACGGCAAGAUGUACCAGAUCGGGCAGCAGACGCGGGCACACGAGGGCAGCGUGUUCGCUCUGUGCCGCCGCCGGGACGGGACCGUGCUGAGCGGGGGGGGGAAGGACCGAAGGCUGCUCAGCUGGAGCCCCGCCCUCGAACUCCUGCACGAGGUCGAGCUCCCCGAGAGUUUCGGCGCCGUCCGCACGAUCGCGGAGGGUCCCGGGGAGGAGCUGCUGGUCGGGACCACGCGGAACGCGCUGCUCCGGGGCACGCUGGGCUCCGGCUUCACCCCCAUCGUCCAGGGUCACACGGAUGAAGUUUGGGGUCUGGCCACGCACCCCAACUGCUGCAGCUUCCUGACCUGCGGCCACGACCGGCAGCUCUGCCUGUGGGACGGGCGGGAGCACGCGCUGGCCUGGAGCCUGGGGCUGGAGGGUCACUCGAGUUUCAUCACCCACCUGGACUGGUCCAAGGACGGGAGGUUCAUCAUGUCCAACUCGGGGGAUUAUGAGAUCCUUUACUGGGACGUCGCCGGGGGCUGCAAAUUGCUCCGGAACCGCUUCGAGAGCCGGGACCGGGAAUGGGCCUCGUACACCUGCGUGCUCGGCUUCCACGUCUUCGGGGUGUGGCCGGACGGCUCCGAUGGCACCGACAUCAAUUCCCUGUGCCGCUCCCACCACGAGCGCGUGGUGGCCGUGGCCGACGAUUUCUGCAAGGUUCACCUGUUCCAGUACCCCUGUGCCCGGCCCAAGGCGCCCAGUCACGUGUACGGCGGGCACGGCAGCCACGUGACCAACGUGCGCUUCACGCACGACGACGGGCACCUGGUGUCGCUGGGCGGGAAGGACACGAGCGUGUUCCAAUGGCGGGUGCUGCCCGGCGACAGCAGCUGAGCCCCCCCCGCCCAUCCGCGCUUCCUCUUCCUCGCUGCUUCCUCUUCCCCUUUGCCCUUCCUGGGACCAAAGAGCGGCUCAGGGGUUGGUUCAAGCCUUCCUCCCCGCCGCGUUUUUUCGCGCUGCACUGUGACAGAGGCGUCAAUAAAAGCCUUGG